AUGCAAAUCGGAGUGUUCAUGGCCCUGUCCGCCAAGGCAGUUGACGUGGCGGAAUUGGCUCAAAAAGCAGAGUCUGUCGGGUUUGAGUCCAUGUGGAUGCCGGAGCAUCCGAUCAUGCCGGCACACACCACCAGCAGAUACCGGGGCACCCCGGACGGGUCGGUCCCACCUUAUAUGUAUGACAUGGUUGACCCCUACAUGGCGCUGUCCCGCGCAUCCGCGGUAACCAGCAAGAUCAAGCUGGGCACCAGCAUCAGCCUGAUUCCCGAACGCAAUCCCCUCAUGCUGGCCAAGGUCAUUUCCACCCUGGACCAUUAUUCGGGCGGCCGCUUCAUCCUGGGCGUAGGGGCCGGUUGGCAUCGCGAAGAAACGGAAAUCAUGGGCGGCAACUUCGACCAUCGCUGGACCCAGACCAGGGAGAACAUCCAGGCGAUGAAGGAACUGUGGACCAAGGAGCAGGCCGAGUUCCACGGCACCUACGUGGACUUCCCGCCGGUCUAUUGCGACCCCAAGCCGGUGCAGCAGCCCAACCCUCCGGUAUUGCUGGGCGGCGCCGCUUCCAACCUGUUUCGUCGCAUCGUGGGUUGGGCCGACGGUUGGCUCCCUGCCGGUGCAUCGGUGGAGCAGGUCAAGGCGGGCCGCGCCUCUCUGGACGAACUGGCCGAGUCCGCUGGCCGGGAUCCGGCGUCAAUCCAGAUUACGGUGUUCAAUGUGCCCGCUGAGCCGGACACCCUGAAGCAGUACGAAGAGGCCGGCGCCGACCGCGUCAUAUUGUCCCUGCCCAACGCCCGGGAAGCCGGCGCGGUUGACGAGGUGGAACGCCUGGCAGAAGCCGCCCUAUAA
Molecule: messenger RNA, 843 nt
Organism: Geodia barretti
Lineage: Eukaryota; Metazoa; Porifera; Demospongiae; Tetractinellida; Geodiidae
Source: the annotation of a GenBank genome assembly